Anarrhichthys ocellatus (wolf-eel) is the source of this 7128-nucleotide messenger RNA. Its product is annotated as PDZ domain-containing protein 4-like. NCBI's taxonomy places the organism in Eukaryota, Metazoa, Chordata, Actinopteri, Perciformes, Anarhichadidae. Gene Ontology annotation, molecular function: protein binding. The record is from RefSeq and is a predicted model, not a curated record. The transcript has 7 exons. Bases 2757 to 5483 code for a protein of 908 amino acids.
GGGUAUAGCAAAUGAGGUGUGGGUAAGAAUUAUGGGGGACUAGAGAAGAGAGCAGUAUAGCCCAGCCCUGGAAAUGGAGAGAAAGAUGGUGAAGGAGAGACAGGAAGAGAGCGAGAAAUUAUACAAGGUAAAAUCCAUGCGAAUUCAGCUUUAGUCGUGCAGUGUCCAGAUCAGCAGGCUCCUUCACCGCUGGGGAACAACCGCCUUUUGUGCCCCCCCCCCCGCUGCAGUGGGGGAGUGCACUUACCGUCGCGCCCAAGGGGAGAAGCCAAGAAGUAUCCUCCAAUCAGCCGUUAGUGAUUUCUCUCAUCUUGUGGGGCUGCUGAUGGUGAUUUAUCACUGACCUGAGACAAGUGCUGUACUCUGCUCAACAGCCUAACCACCUGGAAUACUCCACCAUGGUUUUUAUUUCUUUUCUUAAACACAAAUACCCUCCUGUGGACAUUUCAAAUAGAGUGACCAGAGGACAAAGGGAGGAUUAAAAUGGACUUACUCACUGCCAUUCUUGAAUUUUCUUCUCUUUUUUUGUCCUGCUGCAGACUGAAGAUAACUUUUAUGGGUACAUUUGUGCCACAUUGAGGACAUGCUUUUAUAGAAGAAUAUAGGCAUUUUUUCUAAUUCAUCUGUCAUAUCUAAUGUUAUAUUUUUUUCUGAAAGCAUGGCAAGCAGAGGAUGAUUGUAGGCACUCUACUACAAUAAUCAUGUAUGAUUGAUACUCGGGUAGAUAGAGGUAUAUGGUGAUGGUCAAGAGAUGGAGACGGAGAGACGGUGGGACAGCUGGAGCACACCUGCCUGCUGAGCACGUCUGACACCUCGCUGUAGCUUGAUUAGCGUCUGCUCUCUAGACUGUCAGGUUCUCUCUUCCCCAAGUUAUCGUGCUUCCCUGUGUGCAUGCGUAUGUUAGUGUGACUGAGUGUGAAUUGGUGAGUUCGGAGCAGACUUUGAGAUUACACUGCCUCUGGAAAGGAUACAGGUGUAGUGGAGCCUUGAAUGAGGAUUAGCAGCUCUAACACCGUGUAGCUGGCAGCACACCGGCAAUGGACCUUUGAGACAAGACUCAAGUCUCACUGGAGGAUUAAGGAUAAAGCUUUAACCAACAUGAUGGGACCCAGAGGGCAAAGGAAGGGGACAGGAAGGCAAUUGAGAAAGUUAUAUUGAGAUUCUGUUACCCUUCUAAUUCAGGUUAUCCUUGACUGAGGCUAAUCAUUUGUGCAAUUUGAAUAUCGAAGCAUGAGAGAUUGUGUUUGUAUAUCCACAGGCUGAUAGAAAUGACCUGCCUAAAUAAAUGAAAUCAUUGGAUAUGUAAAAGACAAACCGAUAGUACUUGUGAUAAACAAUUUUGAUUACCUUGCAAGCACAAAAUCCAAUUGAUCCAUGAGUUGGUUUGAUAUUGAUUUGACUGCACAGUCAGGACAGAGUCUUGUCUCAUCUGCACUGAAGAGGUCAGUAAUUUAAUUAUAAUCCGUCAUUCAAAUCUCACCCUAGAGCAGUCUGCCAGAGUGCUGAGUGUGCGAUAGUGUAGAGAAUCAAUGGUCCACUACUUGUCAUGAUAUCUGAUAAACACGAUGCGUUUCUGCUGCAGUCUACGAUAACAAUCUCGCAGUUCCAUACAUGUCUUGUAUUAUUCGGAGAGGCAGUAUGAAAAUGACUUCUCCGUUGAUGGCAGUUCUGCUUGACAGUUACAGGAAAUUUGUCAGUUUGUGAGCUUGUAGUUGAAAGAGCCGUGUGUUGUUGCCUGUCUUGAUGCGUGUGCAGGUGUUCAUGCUCUUUGGGCUUGUAUCCCUGGCAUACAGCUUAUUUUAGCUAAACAGCAAGGGCUUAAAGAUCCUGCCUAAGGGUGUAAUGGACACCACUUUGCACCACUCAACCUACCCCUUAAAGAAUUGCUCAAGGUAUUUGCUAACUUGAGUGGUGGACGAGAGCAGGGCUGUCCCGAUAGGGCUUUCAGGAGGAGACGUUAUCUUAGCAGCCACUCUCAGCAAUCCUGGAAAGCAGAGGGUUUAGCAAGCGAUAUGCUCGAUGUGGGAGGGAGGAGAGAAAAAACAGGACUGAGGUGAGUUCUUUGAUAGCUGUAUUGUUUGUAUCUAACUUGUUCAAAGAGCACUGCUGAACGUGAUGCCGUUUGGUUGUCUCGUGCUGCAAGUGAAAAAACUCAGGAGCAGCGUGAGGGAGUUCAGCUGGAGUUCUGCUGGAAAAAAAGCUGCUCUAUACAGCAGUUUUCAACACUGAAGAACAGACCAGGCACGGUCCAGCAAGUAUACUUUAUGAUCACUUUUGACAAGUCACUGGAUCAGCAUUGAUUUGACUGAAACAACUGCCUAAUCUACAUAAGCACAAAACCAGCAGGACUCUUACAAACCGCCUUCCUCCAGAUCCAAGAUAACACUGAAACUGGACGAUCUACAACAAGCACAUUUACUUCAGCAACAUUUUGCCUGCGAUGGAGACAGAUACAAACAGGUGGUGUUGCAGCUCUGAAACAAUCGCCACCUUUGAAUUUACUUUGGAUUAUAACACUUGAAUUUUGAACGACAAGAGGAGAAGACAGCCAAAUAAACUGUGGAUCUGUCCCCGGCAGGGAUGUGUUGUGUGUUACUCUGAGGAGGAGGAGUGCAUUAGAUCACAAGCCUGCGGAUGAGGGUGGGGCUCUCCCACUGCCACAGACAAAGACCCUGAUAGCGAAAGUCCUGGUGUGAGAACUGGUCAAGUGGGGCAAUUUUGAACCUGCACAGUCCAGCGCCGUGUCAAAAGUCACUAUGGGGUGCAACAUGUGCGUGGUUCAAAAGCCCGAGGAACAAUACAGGGUCAUGUUCCAGGUUAAUGGAAAGGAGCUGUCCCGCCUUUCUGGGGACCCCACCCUGGACAUACGGGACCCUGUGCUGUCCAACAUACUGAGGCGGGGGGCCCGCAGACGUGCAGGCCUGGCAGGGGCCCCCGGCGGGUUAGUGCCAGUGACCAUGGGUAUGGCCGACUGUGUAGACAGCUGCACCCAAACAGACAUCAGCUUCCAGCAUAUGUUGACUCUGGGCAACAGCAACCAGCAUCCCUGUGGUGCUCCACCCCCACCCGACCCUCCGCCGUCCCCUCCACUGCCGCCGUUACUGGAGCCAUAUCUGUUCAAUGAACUCUUCAUAGAGCCGGUAUACUACGACCCCACUGAUUACUUCGACAUCACUCAGCAUGAAGUGGACAGACAGGAUGAACUGGAAUAUGAGGAGGUGGAGCUGUAUAAGCCUCGCCAACAGGAUAAACUCGGGCUGACGGUGUGUUACAGAACCGAUGAUGAGGAGGACCUGGGAAUAUAUGUAGGAGAGGUAAACCCAAACAGCAUCGCUGCAAUAGAUGGACGCAUCCGCAAAGGAGACAGAAUACUACAGAUAAAUGGAGUGGACAUCCAGGACAGAGAGGAGGCAGUAGCUAUUCUCACCAGAGAGGACAGCACUAAUGUCUCCCUGCUCCUUGCACGACCCGAGAUAGAGAAUGACAACCAGCUGGAUCAAGAUGAGUUGGACCCGGACACACUGGACAACGCUGUUCAUCUACCCAGCAGCCACAGAGCGAGGAACGGCACCUCGGUCCUGGGUGCCGGACCAGGCGGCGUUGCUGGUGGGGGUGUACUAGGCAGCCUCGGCCGCUCGAUGAACAGGGAUUCACCUGAUUUGCUCAAGACGGUGCUGAGCAACAGCCAGGAGCUGGACAGCGGGGUGGGCCGCACAGAUGAAAGCACGCGCUAUGAGGAGUCUUCAGAACACGACCUCCUGGGAGACGACCACACUAGUGCCUCCAACACCAACGCCACCAAUACUCCUGGGAGCAUGCGCAAGUUUUUGUCCAGCCAAGGGGACACUCCGCUCUUGCUGCACUCCCAGGACCUCCAGUUCAGCGCCGACUCCCUCUUAGGGCUGGACUGCGUUAACGGAGGAGGGCUGGAACAGGUGGAGCGAUUGGAGAGGGCUUACGCCACCGAUCCCGUGAGAAUGAUGAUGCCCGGGCUGACUGACGAGGAGUGCGAGAGGUACAAAGAGCUCCUGGAAAUCAAGUGUUACUAUGAGAAGAUCACCAAUGCUCUGAUGCCACUGGGAGGUCAGGGGCUGGCCCAAGAGGAAGGUGUCUCACUGGACGUGAACAGGAACGAGAGCCUGACGCAGCACGAAAUGGCCCUCCUGGAAGAGGAACUGCGGCACUUGGAGUUCAAGUGUCGUAACAUCCUGAGGGCGCAGAAGAUGCAGCAGCUGAGGGAGCGUUGUCUGAAGGCUUGGCCCCUCGAGGACAUGAAUGGAGCCAGUGCAGGGGCUGGACGCUUGGACAUUAGUGGUACGUUGGUCAGUGAGGAGUCCUGUCACCACGCUCUGUCAGACAUCAAUGAGCUCCCAGAGAGGGAGCGCUCGGAUAAGGACAGCACGAGUGCCUACAACACUGGAGGGGAAAGUUGCAGGAGCACCCCUCUGGUCAACGAACAGCACCCUUCCCCCUCUACACAGAGCCUGGAGGGAGGAGAGCCUCUUCUUUCGGCAGGUACGCAGCUUCCAUCCUCCCCUCGGCAGAGAGAGAGAGGAACCAGGGGCGAAAGGGGCGACGGCACACAAGCAAACCUCAACCAACCCUACUCGCCCCACUCCCACAGGAGACGAGCCGAAGCUAAGACAUACAGCCCCGGAGCUAAGGUCAGGUCCCUGUCCCGGGACAGAGGAACCAGGCGGGGCUCAGAUGGCGAGGUGAGAAGUAGCCCCAAAGCCAAUGGGACUGCUGAGAGGUCUGGCGGAUACAGUGCAGAGAACAGCCCUUACCUGUCUCGUCGUCAGACGGACACAAAGCCACCUCAGCACUACCUGAGCUGCAUGCAGCUGAGGUCUCCCUCCACCUCGGAGCGGCUCGGUGGACCCAGAGAGGGCAGCAUGGAGACCUGGGGCGACGCCAGCCCAAUGAGCUUGGGUAGCACGUGUAAAGACGUCGCUCAGGCCCCAGGAGCUGUGCCCUUGUCCCCUCCAAUGCUGCCGGCCUCCCCUCGUAUGGAGUGGAAGGUGAAGAUCCGCAGCGACGGCUCUCGCUACGUGGCCAAGCGGCCCGUGAGGGAUCGCCUCCUGAAGGCGCGCGCCAUGAAGAUCCGAGAGGAGCGCAGUGGCAUGACCACGGACGACGACGCCGUGAGCGAAAUGAAGAUGGGCCGUUACUGGAGCAAAGAGGAGCGCAAGCAGCAGCUGCUGAAGGCCCGAGAGCAGCGGCGGCGCAGGGAGUUCAUGAUGCAGAGCCGCCUCGACUGUUUGAGAGAGCGCGAGAGGGAGCAGGGAGGAGGACAGCAGGGCACAACUCAGCAGCAGGAGCCCACCUCCAUCCUGGAGCUGUGCCACCGCAGGAGCGUGAAGAAGCGGAGUCGCAGAAUCCUGGACAACUGGAUCACGAUACAGGAGCUGCUGGCCCAUGGGUCCAGGUCUGCAGAUGGGAAGAAAGUAUAUAACCCCCUGCUGUCCGUCACCACAGUCUGAGAUAAGACGGGAGGCAGAGAGUUAGGGAGAGAUUAGACGGUGCCAAAGUGUUUCGACGGGGCCUAUAAGAUCAACACAUGCUGCUUCAGUAGGCCUACACCUUGGCACACAUAUUUGUCUGCAGGGACUCAACAUGUUUAGAUUGGAGAAUUAUUUACAAUUGUGUCAAAUCAAAGCUACAUUUCAGAAAUGCAUUCCAUAUGCAAAUGCAGAAUUACAAAAGUGACACAUUUUACAAUUAUACUACAGCAUAUUUGAUAUACACUGAAUCCCUCUUUUCAUUUCGUCUGGUUGAAUGGACCUUAACUUGUCAGGAAAACAAUUUUCAGACAUUUUCAUGAUGCUUUAAUAAAGUGCCAUUCUUCUACCUUUCACAGAAACCUGUCACAUUUAAAACCCGGACGUCAUGCAGUCAAUGCACAAGACAGGAAAGAAGCGCGUGUAGGUGGUCAAGUGGGCAGACUUACAGACCAUUUGAAACAUAUUCAGAGGGAGCACAUUUAGAAAUGAGUCACCACACGAGAUCUGCCUUCUUCCAUAAAGGAGAGAUAGCACCACCUGCUGUACAUUAGAGCUUUGCACAAAAGUCAUCUUUGCAGGCCUCUACAUUUUUAUGAAGAACAGAAAGAGGAAAACUAAAAGUGCGGCUUAGAACCAAGCAGCUGUGAAAACAGGAUGAGAAAAAGUCACUUCUGUGCCAUAAAACUGUAUAUUUAGUGUCCAUGAAGUUUUCUUUGUUGACGGACAUUUUUAUUGUGUGCCAGUUAUUGUAGAUAAAACAUUUUUUUUCCCAUUCUUGUAGUGUUCAUGUAUAAAUGCUCCUUCGUUGUGAUACAGGAAAUGCAAACUGUCAGACCACAGAUGCUUUUUGAUAAAGAGGAACUGAGCGGUGCCUUCCCGUCAGGCAGACUUGACUGUACAGCACAAUUUUUAAAGCGAUAAAAAAAAGAAGCUGAACUGCUUUAGCUGAGAAGGUAAUCACUGAAGCACAGAGCAACUGACAUGCCUACCAUUUUCUUUUCUUAGAAGGGCACACUGUGCCGCAUAAAGCACAGAAAACAUUUGAUGUGUUAUUCAAAAAGGCCCAUUUGCUAUUUAAAUGAAUAAAAUAUCAAAAUACGUUUUGCCAUUUCAAAAGUGCAAAAUGCUUUUUCUGGACCAAUGAGUUUUGGUCAGUAUGCAAAUAUAAUUCAUUUCAAUGUUGACUGUGAACAAGGCUAUUUCACUGCAAAUUAAGAUUAUUCUUCUGUCCCUGUUAAUUGGGUCUACAGCUACUUCAACUCUGGAUUUUCCGUUCUCAAGAUUCUGAGAUUUUUGCCGAUGAUGUGCUCUCAGAACCAGCCUCUGGAUGAUGAUCCAGUUAAAGUACCUAGAACGACAAUAACUACCAAGAAUGUGUUCAGAAAACCCUGUGAACAAAGCUGAUUUGUAUUUGGCUUACAUGCAUGUUUGAUAUUGAGGCAGAAAUAUUUGUUUGAAAACUGAAAGCCUUUAACAUACUGUAGUUGUGUGUGUCUUUCUAACUUGCUUUAAACGCUAGCAUAGUUGAUGAAAACAUGGUGUACUCGUUCAAUAUUGUGACGUCAGUUUUGUGUCAGCCAUUUUCCAGUGAUAGCUUUUCUAAAUAAAUGCUGUGAUCAUGAAA